UGCUUUAGAUUUCUUUUUCUUUUGUGAAACAUUGUGUCAAUUAUAUGCAUAUAUAAACGUAUAUAAUAUGAAAUGUCAUCUAUCAUAAAUUCUUCUAGCGUAUUCAACAUUUCCAAAGAUAACAUAAGUAAUACAUUAUGCAAUCUAAUCACAAAAUCUACUGAUUCGAAAUUAAUCAGUGAUAUUAUUACCGUAUUGUUAGUUCUCAUAAAUCUAGUCACAUUUAUUGGUAAUUUAUUAGUCAUUCUGUCUGUGGCUACAGUGAACAAACUAAGAAAGAUUUCAGACCAGUAUAUAGCUUCACUUGCAUUAGCCGAUUUACUUGUUUCCCUUUUUGUCCUACCAUUUGCAGUGAUACGUCAAAAUCUUGGUUACUGGCCAUUCAAAUCAAUCUAUUUAUGUCAGUUUUAUAUAUCUGCUGAUAUAUUUACAUGCUUAGCUUCUAUUCUGAAUUUAUGCUGUAUAUCAGUUGACCGAUAUGUAGCUAUCAGUCGUCCACUGAAGUAUAUCACACGACGAAGUCGUCGUAACUCAUUUCUUAUGAUAGCAAUAGCCUGGAUUAUGCCAAUUAUUGUUAUACUGCCGCCUUUAAUUGGACCAGAUAAACAUAUAGUUGGUAUUGGUUGUUGUUAUAUAACUUUUAACAAGGGAUAUAGAAUUUACUCAUCUUUGUUAGGAUAUUUUUUCCCUUUAACAGUGAUUGCAUAUGUUCAUUUAAGGAUAUUUUAUAUAAUUAAAGCAAGAUCAAAAACACUUCAACAAUAUAAACGUAAUCCAAGAAAUCAAGAUUGUUGUCAGUGGUUAUGGGAAUUUUGUUUAGAAAAAUGUCUUCACUACUCUAAUGUUAAACAGUGCGCUGAUCAUCUAAAACCAAGUAUAUUAUUAGGUAAAAUCAGAAAAAAAGAUGUAAAAUCUGACAGUUCUAGACCUACUACUGAUGAUAUCGAUAGUUAUAAUCGAAGUGUCACAAACGUCCAAUCAUCUACACUUAGUUAUACAUGCAAAUCUAGUGAACAAGAUCAUCAAACAAAUGAAAUGCACUCGAAUUCCCUGAAUAAAACAUUCAGUAUCUGUUCACUUGUAGAAAUGAAAAUUUACAGUCCAGAGCCAGUUGAUGCUAAUUUAAAACUUUUACAUACAUUUCAAGUACCUACUUCACAAUAUGAAAUACAUACUCAACCAGAAAACAUUGAUACAGAAAAUCAUAGUAGAAAAAAAUCGAAUUUUGAGGCAAUCAAUCUUGGAGUUAUAAAAUCCGGUGAGCGUAUUAAACAUUUGACUGAUGAACAACACAAUGAUUGUAAUUCAAAACCUCAAGUCGCUAAUAUUUCAAAACAUUCUUCACUAACUAUAAAUAGUAAGGUUGACAAAAAGAAAGGGAAACAAAGCAGAGUGAGAUUCUAUCGUUAUCAAGAAAAGUCUAUAUUUAACAGAGAGAAAAAGAGUGUAAGAAUUGUUACAAUAGUGGUGGGAUGUUUUUUUCUAUGCUGGACGCCUUUCUUCUCUUUCUAUCUCGGUGAGGCAUUAUGCGAUUGUACAUUUUCUGAGGAAUUGUAUGCUGUAGUUACAUGGAUCGGAUACUUAAACAGUAUAUUCAAUCCUUUUAUAUAUGCUUUUUAUAAUAAGGAAUACGCCAACGCUUUUGUACAGAUUAUACAUUUGAAGUGUUAAGCUAAACACCAUGUUCUUCAUAAAGACGACAAGUCAUCAGAUCAUUAUAAGUGUUAGUUUCAAGAAAUUAUUCUUUCAGAG
Trichobilharzia regenti is the source of this 1752-nucleotide messenger RNA. The record is from the annotation of a GenBank genome assembly. Lineage: Eukaryota; Metazoa; Platyhelminthes; Trematoda; Strigeidida; Schistosomatidae.